GGUGAUUUAAGGUGCGGAUAUUUGAGAAGGUAUCCCAGCAAAUCAGUGAACCAAAGGAUAAGUACUGAAUAAACGAACCCAAAACACUAUUUAUUAAACCAGUUGGAUUUCAUCUUGACAGAAGAACAACUUUUAUUCAUCAUGUAUUUUCUGAAAUUAAAAGAAAGAGACAAGAAAAGACUUAAAGGAAAAUAAAUGAAGAUGUUUCAUAAAUAAGCCAUGUCAGCUGUGUUCUGGUGAGGACAAUUCAGCGAUGUCAAAUCUUUUGCAUAUCCUUGGUUGUGGUCCUAAAGACAAGACUCUUUUUUGAUGGGACUGAAAUUAAGAGAGGUAGGACCUUUUGUGCAUUCAACUCAGUGAUAAAACUUGCAAUCAUCGACAUGAGUGGCUUAAAAGAGGAAAUAAAGAAGGUUUCAACUAAAUCCCAAAGUGCCACCAUUUUUUCUUACUGCUGAUUUUUUGAAAACCUCUUCAUAGCUGUUUAGAACGAAUCGACAACUAUUUUAAAAGAUUAAAGAAAGGCAGAUGUCUGCAAAUAAUUCCCCUCCAUCAGUCCAGAAGUCUGUAUUACCUGCAACUCUUCCUGCUGUGCUUCCAGCUGCUUCUCCGUGUUCCAGUCCUAAGACGGGCCUCUCUGCCCGACUCUCCAAUGGAAGCCUCAGUGCACCAUCACUCACCAACUCCAGAGGCUCAGUGCAUACAGUUUCAUUUCUACUGCAGAUUGGCCUCACACGGGAGAGUGUUGCCGUUGAAGCCCAAGAACUGUCUUUAUCUGCUGUCAAGGAUCUUGUGUGCUCCAUUGUUUAUCAAAAGUUUCCAGAGUGUGGAUUCUUUGGCAUGUAUGAUAAAAUACUUCUCUUUCGCCAUGACAUGAACUCAGAAAAUAUUUUGCAGCUGAUUACCUCAGCAGAUGAAAUACGUGAAGGAGACCUAGUAGAAGUUGUUCUUUCAGCUUUGGCCACAGUAGAAGACUUCCAGAUUCGUCCACAUACUCUCUAUGUACAUUCUUACAAAGCUCCUACUUUUUGUGAUUAUUGUGGUGAGAUGCUCUGGGGAUUGGUACGUCAGGGACUGAAAUGUGAAGGCUGUGGAUUAAAUUAUCAUAAGCGAUGUGCCUUCAAGAUUCCAAAUAACUGUAGUGGAGUAAGAAAGAGACGUCUGUCAAAUGUAUCCUUACCAGGACCUGGCCUCUCGGUUCCAAGACCCCUACAACCUGAAUAUGUAGCUCUUCUCAAUGAAGAGUCACAUGUUCACCAAGAACCAAGUAAGAGAAUUCCUUCUUGGAGCGGUCGCCCCAUCUGGAUGGAAAAGAUGGUAAUGUGCAGAGUGAAAGUCCCACAUACGUUUGCCGUCCACUCUUACACCCGACCCACGAUAUGUCAGUACUGCAAGCGGCUACUGAAAGGCCUCUUUCGCCAAGGAAUGCAGUGUAAAGAUUGCAAAUUCAACUGCCAUAAACGCUGUGCAUCAAAAGUACCAAGAGACUGCCUUGGAGAGGUUACUUUCAAUGGAGAACCUUCCAGUUUGGGAACAGAUGCAGAUAUACCAAUGGACAUUGACAGUAAUGACAUGAGUAGUGAUGGUAGUCGGGGCUUAGAUGACACGGAAGAGCCUUCUCCCCCGGAGGAUAAAAUGUUCUUCCUGGAUCCAUCUGAUCUUGAUGUGGAAAGAGAUGAAGAAGCCGUUAAAACAAUCAGUCCAUCAACAAGCAAUAAUAUUCCACUAAUGAGGGUUGUACAAUCCAUCAAGCACACAAAGAGGAAGAGCAGCACGAUGGUGAAGGAGGGGUGGAUGGUCCAUUACACCAGCAGGGAUAACCUGAGAAAGAGGCAUUACUGGAGACUUGACAGCAAAUGUCUAACGUUAUUUCAAAACGAAUCUGGAUCGAAGUAUUAUAAGGAAAUUCCACUUUCAGAAAUUCUCCGUGUAUCUUCCCCUCGAGAUUUUACAAACAUUUCACAAGGCAGCAACCCACACUGUUUUGAAAUCAUCACUGAUACUAUGGUAUACUUCGUUGGUGAAAACAAUGGAGACAGCUCUCACAAUCCUGUUCUUGCUGCCACUGGUGUUGGACUUGAUGUAGCACAGAGCUGGGAAAAAGCAAUUCGCCAGGCUCUCAUGCCUGUUACUCCUCAAGCAAGUGUUUGCACGUCUCCGGGGCAGGGGAAAGAUCACCAAGAUUUGUCUACUAGUAUCUCUGUAUCUAAUUGUCAGAUCCAGGAGAAUGUGGACAUCAGUACUGUUUACCAGAUCUUUGCAGAUGAGGUACUUGGCUCAGGCCAAUUUGGCAUCGUUUAUGGAGGAAAACAUAGAAAGACUGGAAGGGAUGUGGCAAUUAAAGUAAUUGAUAAGAUGAGAUUCCCCACAAAACAAGAAAGUCAGCUCCGUAAUGAAGUGGCUAUUUUACAGAAUCUGCACCAUCCUGGGAUCGUAAACUUGGAGUGUAUGUUUGAAACCCCAGAGAGAGUCUUUGUGGUAAUGGAAAAGCUGCAUGGAGACAUGUUGGAAAUGAUUCUGUCGAGUGAGAAAAGCCGGCUUCCAGAACGAAUUACUAAAUUCAUGGUCACACAGAUACUUGUUGCUUUGAGGAAUCUGCAUUUUAAGAACAUAGUGCACUGUGAUUUAAAGCCAGAAAACGUGCUGCUGGCAUCAGCGGAGCCAUUUCCUCAGGUGAAGCUGUGCGACUUUGGGUUUGCACGCAUCAUCGGUGAGAAGUCCUUCAGGAGGUCUGUGGUGGGCACGCCAGCGUACUUGGCCCCGGAGGUUCUCAGGAGCAAAGGCUACAAUCGCUCUCUAGAUAUGUGGUCAGUGGGGGUCAUCGUCUAUGUGAGCCUCAGUGGCACGUUUCCUUUUAAUGAGGAUGAAGAUAUAAAUGACCAAAUCCAAAAUGCUGCAUUUAUGUACCCACCAAACCCAUGGAGAGAAAUUUCUGGUGAAGCAAUUGAUUUGAUAAACAACCUACUUCAAGUGAAGAUGAGAAAACGUUACAGUGUUGACAAAUCUCUUAGUCAUCCCUGGCUACAGGAUUAUCAGACUUGGCUUGACCUUAGAGAAUUUGAAACUCGCAUUGGAGAACGUUACAUUACACAUGAAAGUGAUGAUGCUCGCUGGGAGAUACAUGCAUACACACACAACCUUGUUUACCCAAAGCACUUCAUCAUGGCUCCUAAUCCAGACGAUAUGGAAGAAGACCCUUAAUUCCAAAUGAGCUCACUCAGUGAGGAAACAUUCAUUCUGUGGCCUGAAAUAUAUUGUUCUUUGUAGGUUGUCGUCUGCAAGUGCAAAGACGUGAGGAAACAGACAUCAUCGGCGACACCAACACUGUAGUUCAUAAUGAGUAGGUACAGGAGGGAAACACUCACCAUGAGUCAAGGUGAAGCUUUUUAUAACCUUUUGUAACAUAUGCAA
Carlito syrichta (Philippine tarsier) is the source of this 3408-nucleotide messenger RNA. RefSeq names its product protein kinase D3 (gene PRKD3). Gene Ontology annotation, molecular function: ATP binding; protein serine/threonine kinase activity. The record is from RefSeq and is a predicted model, not a curated record. Lineage: Eukaryota; Metazoa; Chordata; Mammalia; Primates; Tarsiidae. Gene Ontology annotation, biological process: protein phosphorylation. The transcript has 18 exons. The coding region runs from base 526 to 3198 and encodes 890 amino acids.